Messenger RNA from Lodderomyces orthopsilosis Co 90-125, 1893 nucleotides. RefSeq names its product fimbrin (gene SAC6). Gene Ontology annotation, molecular function: actin filament binding; calcium ion binding. Bases 1 to 1893 code for a protein of 630 amino acids. Lineage: Eukaryota; Fungi; Ascomycota; Pichiomycetes; Serinales; Debaryomycetaceae. Gene Ontology annotation, cellular component: actin filament bundle; cytoplasm; actin filament. The record is from RefSeq and is a predicted model, not a curated record. Gene Ontology annotation, biological process: actin filament bundle assembly; actin filament network formation. The transcript has a single exon.
AUGAACGUAUUGAAAUUGCAAAAGAAGUACCCAGUAUUACAACAGUCUGAUCUUUUUAAUAUAAUUGAAGACUUUAGAGCAAUUGACUUGGAGAAUAAAGGUUGGGUGGAGAAGAAGGAUGUAAUUAACAGUGUGAGCAAACAAGGAGAAUAUUCCUACGACGAAACAAGAGAAACAUUGAAACAUGUUGAUGUUGAUGCUUCGGGACAUGUUGAAUUGGAUGAUUAUGUAGCAUUGGUUGCCAAGUUGAAGGAAUCGAAGGGGGGGAUUUCGGAAACUCCACAAUUGAAUAAAAAGACUGCACCUCCCAUUCCUAGUGCCAAUUCUAAAAACAAGACUUAUAUUGAAGGGAAAACUUCAGGAACUACCCACACGAUUAACGACGAAGAGCGCACUGAGUUUACCAGACAUAUCAAUUCGGUUUUGUCGGGUGAUUCCGAAGUUGGAGACAGAUUGCCAUUUGAUACAGAAACCUUUCAAGUUUUUGAUGAGUGUAGAGAUGGGUUGGUGUUGUGUAAAUUGAUCAACGAUUCUGUUCCGGAUACCAUUGAUACAAGAGUUUUGAACUUGCCAAAGGGAAAGAAGCAAUUGAACAAUUUCCAAAUGUCAGAAAAUGCAAACAUUGUUAUCAACUCCGCAAAGGCGAUUGGUUGUGUUGUUGUGAAUGUUCAUUCCGAGGAUAUCAUUGACGGUAAAGAGCACUUGAUCUUGGGAUUAAUUUGGCAAAUCAUUAGAAGAGGAUUGUUGAGUAAGGUGGAUAUCAAAUACCACCCUGAAUUGUAUCGUUUGUUGGAGGAUGAUGAAACCUUGGAACAAUUUUUAAGACUCCCACCUGAACAAAUUCUUUUGCGUUGGUUCAACUAUCAUUUGAAAAAUGCCGGUACUAGCAGAAGAGUUACAAACUUUGGUAAAGAUGUCAGCGAUGGUGAAAACUACACCUACUUGUUGAAUCAAUUGAAACCUGAUGUUUGCGAUUUGUCACCUUUGAGAACUAGCGAUUUGUUAACCCGUGCUGAGCAAGUUUUAGAUAACGCUGAGAAGAUUGAUUGUCGUAAAUACUUAACUCCAAAGUCAUUGUGCUCUGGAAAUCCAAAGUUGAACUUGGCUUUUGUGGCUAAUUUGUUCAAUACCCACCCUGGUUUGCAACCAAUUGAGGAACACGAAAAAGUUGAAAUUGAAGAGUUUGAUGCGGAAGGUGAGCGUGAAGCUAGAGUGUUUACCUUGUGGCUCAACUCUUUGGAUGUCGACCCACCAGUUGUAUCUUUGUUUGAGGAUUUAAAGGAUGGUUUGAUCUUGUUACAAGCGUUUGACAAAGUUUUACCUGGAAGUGUUUCAUUCAAGCAUGUAAACAAAAAGCCGGCCAAUGGAGAGGUCUCCCGAUUCAAGGCGUUGGAAAAUACAAACUAUGCAGUCGAAAUAGGGAAAGCUAAUGGGUUUUCUCUAGUUGGUAUAGAAGGAUCCGACAUUGUUGAUGGAAAUAGAUUGUUGGAUUUAGGUCUUGUUUGGCAAUUGAUGAGAAGAAACAUUGUCAAUACUUUAGCUGAGUUGGGCAAGGGAGGUCAAUUGAGUGAUGCUGAUAUAUUGAAAUGGGCAAACCUGCAAGUCACAAAAGGAAACAAGUCAUCUCAAAUUAGGUCCUUCAAGGAUACCUCUUUAUCAACCGGGGUUUAUUUGUUGGACGUAUUGAAUGGUAUGGCACCGGGCUAUGUUGAUUACGAUUUAGUCUAUGAAGGAAAGACAGAAGAGGAGAGGUAUGCCAAUGCUAAGUUGGCCAUUUCAAUUGCUAGAAAGUUGGGAGCAUUGAUCUGGUUGGUUCCUGAGGAUAUAAAUGAGGUUAGAAGCAGAUUGAUUUUAUCGUUUGUAGGAAGUUUGAUGGCUGUGGAGAGUAAGUGA